CCGCCGGCAGAGCUACCUCCCUCCAUUUUGUGUCGCUGGCUUGCUGGGUUCGUUUCCGGGCUUGCUGAUAAAAAAGUCUGCUGCGUGAGAAAGAAAGCGCCUUAGCCCAAACGGCAAAACGGGAUGGCUCCGCGAAGCCGUUAGUGGUGCGCUUAAAAGUUUCACCUUCAAAGACAAACUAUCGAAAGGUCUCUCCGCGACGGUGGGAUCCAUCGCCGCCUCCGAAAAGGAGGAAAACGACGAGUCGUCGCCUAAUUUUGUCGCCGCUGGCCGCUGACAACUGAAAGUAAACAGCUACAUGCUAAGCGGUUGUCUUCACUUUAGCACAUUAGCUUCGAGGCUAACCUGCUAGCUGCCACCAUAGACUAUUACGGACGAUUAGCCCCUCGGGCUAACCACUUCUGGCCGUGGAGCGCGAAGCUUAGCGGGGCGUCGUUACCAGGCUAACCCGGUCGCUGGUCGUGGUGUGUGUGGGUGUUUUUCGUUUUUGCCAGCGGCCUGUCUUUAACAUUUGAACCUCCGCCUACUACCGAAGGAAGGAUUUACUUCAACGAUACUCCCCUCCGCCCCCCCAUUCAUGUUGUUUUGGGCGACGUCGCCUUACCGCCUCUUCGUCGAGUUUGGGAGUGGGAGCACAUCUCAGCAGCGGAGGCACUGAGGGGUGCGGCGUCCUUCAAGAAGACGAAAAGGUCCAACUGCGUGCCACCAGAGCGACAGGAUGCCCCCGCCCCCUCCUCCGCCCCCUCCCGGUCCCCCGCCUCCCCCGACCUUCCAUGAGGCCAACACCGCCCCUCCCAAGCUGAGCUCGUCCGAGGCCAAAGGCAGGGGAGCCCUGCUGUCCGACAUCCACAAGGGAGCCAGGCUGAAGAAAGUGGGCGUGGUCAAUGACCGCAGCGCCCCCGUCAUCGAAAGAGGAGGAGGAGGAGGAGGAGGAGGUCCAAUGGGGAUGGGGGGGCUUUUCCAAGGAGGCGUGCCGAAGCUACGACCAGCUGGAGACGGUUCAUCGGGCGGCUCGGUGGGCAGGUCCGCCCUGAGGCCGCCGGGGUCCCGGCCAUCGGCGCCCCGCCCGCCGUCGGGCCGCUCGGCGUCGCCGUCUCCGCCGGAGCACCAGCGCUCCCACCGGCCCUCCUUGCCCGACAUCACCCGCCCCCACAACGCCGGCGGCUCCUCUUCUCCGGGCGGCGGCAUGAAGCACAGCACGUCGGCCCCCCCGCCUCCGCCGCCCUUCAGCCGGGGCGGCCGCGGCAACGCUCCGCCGGCGCCCAACCUGAAGCUGUCGGCGCCCUCCUCCUCGGCUCAGAAGCCCCUGCCGCCCACGCCCAACCGAGGUCCCGCUCCUUCCGCCGCCCUCAAGAACGCCCUGUCUUCCGGCCGACCGCCCGCCGCCGGCGGGUCCUCGGCGCCGCCCCCUCCCCCGCCCUACAGGAUGCACACGUCGCUCUCCAACGGGCCGGCCCAGACGGAUGGAGGCGGCGCCCCGGAGCUGCCGCAGAGGCACAACUCUCUGACCAAGAAGCACACGGCGCAGGGGCGCAACCACGCCCCGCCCCCGCCGCCCUCCUCCUCCUCCUCGCCGUCCCCGCAGGGCGGUCGGCCGCCGCCUCCCGCCAGGGAGCCUCCGGGGCGCAGAGCAGCCCCCCAGGCGCCGCUCUCCAACACCCGCAACGGCAACCGCGACGCCCCUCCACCGCCGCCGCCGUACCGCGGCCAGAGCUCAGAGCCAGCGGGCCGGGGGGCCAGGCCGCCGCCGCCCUCCUCCUCCUCCUCGUCUUCCUCCUCGUCCUUGUCCACCCGCACCCCCGCCGGACCUCCGCCGCCGCCCCCGCCCAUUCGCAACGGACACUCCUCGAUCUCGACGCCCUCAAAGUCCAUCUUGGAUGAUUUUGAAUCCAAGUUCAACUUCCACCCCAUGGAGGACCUGCCGCCUCCUGAGGAGUAUCGCCAUUUCAACAAGGUCUACCCCAGCAAGAGUGGCAAGGGCAUUUUGCGAGGAGCCCCCCCUGCUCCUCCAGUGGGAAGGUGAGCUCACCUCAAAGCUUAGCACUUGAACUCAUCAGCGAGGCGUCUGGUCUGUUCUGGUGUGGUCGGGGAUGAGGAGGUUGGCACGCACACACAAAGCACCAGCCAUGUGGACUUGAACAGAAGAGAAGACACCUCAUGAGACUUUUUGACUUUUGCAUUUCUUUAACAUUUGAGGACCAAAAAAGAAAAAAGAACUCCACAAGCGUCCACAACUGCACAUUCCCUCUUUGGACAGAUUUACUAGCCAGCAUUGAUCUUUAUGGGACACACCCACACGUGAUCAUGCAUGAAUGUGGGCUUUUAAUUUUAUUUUUUUAUUUUGAUUUUUAUCCCUUCUUGAUUUUGUUGGGAGUCGCUCUAGGGUGCGCUUGAAACGACCCCAUCCAUGUGCCAAAGGCGGGUGGAGCUUAAUUGAAGCCUGUCCAAAACGGUCAGUUGACGGAUGUCUCAUCUGCUUGUUUAGCUUCACUUUCCGAGCGGUGUCGGGGCUCAUUUUGGGGGAGAGGAGGUUCGUUCCGGUUUUCAGGACCUGUCUUCUGCUCUUCUUAACGGUAGUGGGGGAGAGGGGGGUGUGGGGGGACUUGUAAUCCUGUUUUCAUGUUGCACAUGGGCCAGCAGAGACGCAUGGCACCCGUUUUUUGUACUUGCGGGACCGUGACAUUGGUCACAACUGUGGAAUGACGCCUUGCUUUUGAAAAAGUGCGUUCACUGGGCCAGGCUGCCAGUUGACCGUAAAGGGAUAGUUUUGAACGGGGGUGGGGGGACUGGCAAUCAGACCAUCAGCUGCUUUUACUAUGCAAGAAUCUGUACAGAUCGUAGUUGCUAGCAGCUAUAUAUAAAAGAAACACUAAAGUGCCAGAAAGAGUAUGUAGAACCUUUGCGUCACUUUUAAUGAUCAUUCAGCAUCAUAGAAAAAUACACACACACACACACACACACAUAAAAAAGGUUCAGCUGUGAAUCUACCAGAAAAAACACAUUUGAGAUGCAGCGCCUCCUGCUGCUCAUCAGUUGCCUUACAUGCAUUUUGUCCACAAAUGGUACCUGUGCUAAGUUUAUAAAAAAGAAAAAAAUACGAGAGUCUAUUUGCAAAUGUAUAUUUAGCCCUUAGAAUCAGAUCAUCCUCGUGAGCAUUGAUCUAUUAUUAUUAUUAAAAAAUUUUUGCUGAGUGUCAUAGAGGGAAAUUGUAACGAGGGGCAGCGAACUCGCAUGAUGUCGUCGUUUUUUUGUCCUCAUCAUCUUCAGGGUCACGCUGGUGUCACCUUUGCCGCCUCGUCGUUUUUUUCCUGUUAAUCAGCCAUCUUUUUAUCACUUGAAAAUAUUUUCAAUAAAUAUAUUCCUGUUGGGGAAAAGGGGA
This is a messenger RNA of Hippocampus zosterae (dwarf seahorse), 3379 nucleotides long. It is a transcript of the gene wipf2a, whose product is annotated as WAS/WASL interacting protein family, member 2a. The coding region runs from base 719 to 2023 and encodes 434 amino acids. The record is from RefSeq and is a predicted model, not a curated record. Lineage: Eukaryota; Metazoa; Chordata; Actinopteri; Syngnathiformes; Syngnathidae. The transcript has 8 exons. Gene Ontology annotation, molecular function: actin binding.